UUAGUCUGUUAUAAGGUGUAAAGAUAAUGGUGGUUAGUUUGGUACAAAGUUUGAGGUAAACUCUGUAACUCUGUUUCACUUGUUCUGGUAAAAGGGUUGAAAGAAAGUUGUGGGUUAUUUUGGUGUGGUACUUUACUUUAGAACUGUCAUUGUGGGUUUUUAUAUAGACAGAUUCUAUAUUGAUGGAGAAGACAGAGGUGUUGGUAGGAUAUUACAAUUUCCUGUAAGGUGAGAGUGAUGAUAAAUUGUUGAUAAGGAAUGCUUGGUUGCUGUAGUUUCAACUUGAUAUUGUGUUUGUUGAUUCAGUCAAUAUAUUAGCUGCCAGGUUCAGGAAUUCAAUUACCUUGUUUCUGGUGGCCUUGUUUUUUUUGUGUGGUUUUUGUGAUUCCAAAAAUGACACCUUUUUCUUGUUAUGGCACGAGUAUGGAUAAGUCGACUCGGUACUAAUUAUUGGUGUACCUUUGUUUCAAAACCGCUGAUGGUCGUGGGGAGGGAGGAUAAGCCGAACACUUGGUUUGUGGAUUGGUAAUUUCGUGCACACAUGUGACAAUCUAAGUUGAUACAUGUCCCUCAGUGCGUGAUUGGUUCGUCAAAACACUGUGCUAGGUGCCUCACCCCUCAAGGGUACUGUGUAGACUCUUAGGCCCUGUUUUGUUUUCCCUGGACUGAAUGUUACUAAACUGCAACAAAAAAAAGGGCCUUAUUGCUGUAAUGUUUUGCACUGAUGCAUACAGACUGUGGUUAGGUGCAAGCAGGCAACUUUGAUCUGAUGCCUUGUUACUCGACGAGGCAACUUUGAUCUGAUGCCUUGUACUGGCAACAUUUUUUUUCACUUUCUCUCUUUUUGUCUCCUUUUCUCUUUCUUCCGUCGAUUUAUUCCUCAUAUUGACCUGGUUGCUUCUCUUCUUCUUUAUCUCCCCGUUUUCAAUUUCUGUUCUCUCAUAUUGACCUGGUUUAUGUUCUUGCCCCUUCAUGCUUGCUCCCCAUUUUAACCUCUCUUUUCUCCCCUUCCUGCUUAAUCUGAUAAAAAAUGGAAGAGACGGAAGACAAGGAUGUUUUACAGACACAUCUCGCCUAGAACCAGAUCUCCAAGGUAAGGGCUUACCUACUUUUCUCGAUCUCCUAUUAUAUCGGUUCUCAUUUUUUUAACUACUAGGGUUAUAAAGAUUUAUGAAGUUUAGGUUUUUUUGGUUUACAUGGAUGAUAAUUUUAUUUUUGAAUUCGUUCUUUUUCCCGUCAAUUUUCAGAUCCAAUUCUCGAUUCUUGAAGUCUACUGUGUUUGAUUUUGUUUUGGAUUUUAUGAAAUUUAAACAAUUAGAAAUCAUUGUACGGAGAAUGCUAUGAUUGAGUUUAGGAAGAUUGAAGGAGAAUGCUGCUACAAUUAAGAAUGAGUGCUAAUGUGGCCUUAUCUGCCCAAUGGAAAUCAAAUGUUUCUGGCGAUGAACACACCUGGGUCACUUUAAGAGCAAGGUUGGUAACAUCUAACAUGGAUUCCCAGAAGAAUCCAGCUGAAACUAAAUCAUCUGCUACUGCACCAACUCCAGCAAUUGCUUCAUGUCGGAGGAAGAAGAAAGAUGAUGCGACUUUCCUAGAGGAUUUAAAGGGCCAUAUUGAUGAGUUUAUCGAUGCUUCCAUGGAUGAACAUAAGUUAUGCUUCACAAAAACCAUUCAAAAGGGCAGAUGUUUUCAAUAUCGAAGGUAGUGGCACAACGGAAUUCUGAGCAGCAGGAAGUAGAGAGUGUUCUUUUUACCCCUGUUUAGCGUUAGUUUUGACUUUUGAACACCGUUAUAAGUUAAUAACGUAUAUUUAUGAUAUUCUAUCAUCUAGGAUAACUACGUAAUAAACUUGUGACUUAUAUUCACUUACAGAAAUGUUUACUUCUUUGCAAAUAUGCUUCCUUUGUAUCCUGUGCUUUAAAAAUCUGUCUAAUUCUGAGGAUAUUCUAAU
This is a messenger RNA of Spinacia oleracea (spinach), 1948 nucleotides long. RefSeq lists its product as uncharacterized. The record is from RefSeq and is a predicted model, not a curated record. The transcript is spliced from 3 exons. Bases 1370 to 1702 code for a protein of 110 amino acids. Lineage: Eukaryota; Viridiplantae; Streptophyta; Magnoliopsida; Caryophyllales; Amaranthaceae.